GCGUGAGGCCGAGGAGUCCUGAGGAGGAAGAAUUUAACGGCAUCGACCACAAAAACAGACGAAUGGAACCAGCUGUCGGCUUCGUGUCCACAUUUAUACAUCACCUCCAGGGUUUUUGACGCCUCUGAAUGGACAACAACACACCUCGUCUGACCCACUGGCCUUUAUUUCUUCAUGUUUCCAUCUUUUUUUCACUUUUUGCCUUCAAGGUUGUUUCUGAAAAAGACACGGUCCAUUUACAUUGAUGCUCUACAGAAGGACGGGGUUGUUUCGGUUCUGAAAGAAAGAAAGAUGAAAACACGCCCAGACCACUUACCCCCAUCGGUCUUUUAGGAAAACAGAGACGUUGGAUUAUCGAGUGGAGCCUUUUAGGAUUGAAAUGAAUGUCAUUUCCUGCUGAAACUCCAGGCAGGGUUCAGAGGUCGUCUUCUGGAAUAAGAGCAGUAUUUAUCUGUCAGUUUGUGGAUGUUUUUAUCUUUGAAGUCAGACACAUUUCCAUCUAAAUGGCGAGCGUUUCAACUUUCUGAGGCACUGAUUCUAAAACACUUGGACAGCUGGAGUCAGAAAAGCAGAUUUUUAAUCUCAGUAAUUGGACCCAUUUAGCAUCAUUUGCCUUUCACUCUAUAAAACCGUCUGAAUUGGUCUUCAAUAACAAGAUUUCUUUUGAUUUUAUUUUAUUUAUUCAUUUUUUUAUUCACUGCUACUGCACAUAGGGUGCUAAUGUUUUCACGUACACACACACUCAGACACAUAUUUUGGACUGUUUUAUAUCCAGUGUUUGCUGUCGCACCUUAAAAAGCACAACAUCCUCAGAUUUAGCUCCCAGCCGUUUGGACUGUACCAUUUUUUUUUUUUUUUUGUGAAAUUAACGAGCUGUUGCCGCCGUUUUCCGGCCAAUUAACCUCAACAUUAACUCCUGGCAAUCAGGUCUUUCCUGCAGCCUCUUGUAGGAAACAUUUUAAUGAGUUUUAUUUAAAUUAGGAUGUUAAUAUAGGUGAUUAGGCAUGUCAGGACGGGAGCUGCCGCUUAUCUGUGAUAACAACCAAGAAUGUGACUGCGGGAUGUUUUUGAAUACUCCGACAUGUGAUGAUGGUGGCCGAGCUACAGACUCGACCACUUUAAGGCCUUAACACCAACUGUAUAUUAUAAAUUAUCUUGACUUUCACCUUCAAGCAAUGAUGGGGCUUGGAUACCUAUGAAAUAUUUUAAAGAAAGUGGAGGAAAUAAUGAAGGAAAAUGUCGCCAGCCAUCAAAGCUCUCACCAAGCACAGUAAUUAUUUCAGAGUCAAGUUUUUUUAGGGUUUUGAAGGAUGUCUGCACUGAUAUUAUUUGAUUUUUAGUUUUUUUUUUUUUUUUCUCCAACACUUAAACUGGCUUAAAGGAAUCAAUUUCUAAGGAUGUUGACACCAAAAUAAACUUAAAUGAAUCGAUUUUUAAGAACGUUGAAGCGAAAUGAGCCUAAUUAAUCCAUUUAUAAAGCUGUCAACACCUAAACUGAUGUAAAUUAGCUUAUUUUUAAGAAUGUCUGGAUUUAAAUGAAUGAUUUUUUAAAAGGAUUUCGACACCUACGCCGACUUAAAUGAAUCAGUAUUUAAGUCUAAUGAUUUAGCUGCUUCUUCAGUUUUCACCUUUGGAUUAUAAACUGGAUAACUACGUCCUUCUGAAGUGAUAAAUGUGGCCAAUUUUGGCUUUUUGACACCGGACAGACGAAAUUCACAGCAUCGAGAGGACAUCUGGACCUCGCCUCCAUCUGUCGCCUGUCCCAUCACCGCCAUGGUGAUGUCACAGGGCACCUACACCUUCCUGGCCUGUUUCGCCGGCUUCUGGUUGGUCUGGGCCCUCAUCGUCAUGCUGUGCUGUUUCUGCAGCUUCUUGCAGCGCAGGCUCAAGCGCCGCCGCGAGGAUCGGCUGAGGGAACAGUGUCUUCGGACGGUGGAGAUGGAGCCGCUCGGCUGUCACGCUACAGGAUACCCCUCUAAUCCCCCCCCUCCUCCUCUUCCUCCCCCUCCUUCGGUGCCCAGAGAACCUCCACAGUUCUGUCCUCCACAGACUCUGUCGCCUCCUGUUCCUCUGCAGAUUCCUCAUCCCAUGCCGCAAGCAAACUGGGUCACCAUGCCAGAUACAGACGUGUUUGGGAAACCACCCUGCUAUGAGGAGGCCGUCCUGAUGGAGGACCCCCCUCCACCGUACAGCGAGGUGCUGGCGGACCCGCGGGGGGGCACCUACCUGAAGCCCGCCCCUCUUCGAGCACCACCACCCCCGUCUCUAUCUGUGCGAGACCACCCUGAUCCUGCUCCAGUGUUUACCUCAGAGACCAGUAAACCCCCUCCCCAGGUCAACAUGUUCCCAGAGCGGGGCUACUCCUCCCUGAUCCGCCUGCCUUCGUCGCAGCGCUGGGACUCCCUGGGCCACCUCCUGUCCAACAUGGACCUCAACCAUAACACCCUCACCCCCCCAGGCCUGGAGUCCCGUUCCCUGCAGGCUGCUGCUGCCAUGGCGACCAUGCCCCGCCGGGAGACCAGGACGCAUCACAACGAACUGGGGCUAAGAGGAGGGGGGAUACAGGGACUCAGAGGGGGGCUGCCAGUGGGGAUACGAGGCUUUCAAGGGGGACUGCAGGGGGUACCUGGACUACGGGGGCUGGAGCCCACCUGUGGCCUGCCCACAGCCUUUCCCUUGCUGGGUAGGAGCACCGCUGUGUAGACCUGAACCCUCAAACCAACUGUUAACUCGGUCUAACAUUGAGGAGCUCUGAUUGCGGAGCUCCACGGACAGAUCCGCUGUCUGCCUGCCUCCGUUCUGGGGCUGAAACUGUUAGAUGUAGAGAUCUCAUCCACUAGAAGAGCUAAAAGAGGCUUCAAGUGCCGCGAAGGAGUCGCAAGAUCAAUUAACCGUGCAGACCGUGGGCAAAGGACUCCACUUCCUCUGCUGGUUUUCAGCUGUCAAUGUGGGUUUAAGAGGAAGUCCGACCCUGGUUGUAGUACUACAGUAAUGUCAGAGGGACCAGGGUCCAACAGGUUGUUCACAUUUAGUCUGGAUCACAAUGAUCGCAUGUUGUUCUUAUUUAUCCUUUUAAUGUUGUCGCUGCCAGAGUGUAGAAUAAAACAAGAUGAACACUAGACAAUCCCACAGUCACAGAGGAGGAAAGUAUGUAAUAAGAAACAUUCGUUAAUGUAUUAAAGGAUAGUUUUCAGGUACCUGUACUUCAUUUUUGUCACACAUUUUAACACAAAUAUAUGUACCUUAUACUUCAUACAAAAUGUUUAAUCUGGAUCAGGACAGUGUUGAUGGUAGAUGGAUUUUUAUUUCUUUACCUAAUCAGUCCAAUGUGCCUCAUUUACACAAAUACACUUAGACUUUGUGGACAGGACCAGGAGAUCAGACCAGUUUGGGAAGACCCCUUUUAUAUCCUGAACCACAUUC
This is a messenger RNA of Sphaeramia orbicularis (orbiculate cardinalfish), 3423 nucleotides long. RefSeq names its product proline rich 7 (synaptic) (gene prr7). The transcript is spliced from 2 exons. The coding region runs from base 1774 to 2703 and encodes 309 amino acids. The record is from RefSeq and is a predicted model, not a curated record. NCBI's taxonomy places the organism in Eukaryota, Metazoa, Chordata, Actinopteri, Kurtiformes, Apogonidae.